Molecule: messenger RNA, 587 nt
Organism: Prorocentrum cordatum
Lineage: Eukaryota; Dinophyceae; Prorocentrales; Prorocentraceae
Source: the annotation of a GenBank genome assembly
AGGCUCAUGCACGCGCAAGCGGGUGGGGUGCCAUGGACGCGGGGCAAGAUGAGGUAGCGAACCUGCUCGACAACGCCCUGGAGGCGGCUUCUGGGGCGGCUACUGACAGCAAGGAUACCGCGCAGGAUACCGCGAAGGACAGCGAGAAGGAUCGCGUUCAGGAGCGCGACAAGGACCGCGACCGGGACCGGGACCGCGACAGGGACCGCGACAAGGACGACGGCAGGGACCGACGCAGGGGUGAUCGCUCGCGGAGCCGCAGGGACCGCUCGCGGAGCCGCAGGCGCGGUCCCGUCCCACCGCGGCCGGCUGGUGGGAUUUGCGAGGCGACCCUACGAUGCGGCGCACUUCUCACCCAUGCUCGGCUGAACCUCUUCGUCUUCGCCAUCUGAGUGCCUGCGUCUGGCACGCGCGUGAUGGCGCUCUCUGGAUCGCUUCGAGAAUCUGCUUGCCCUUGCGGGAGCCUGGACCCCUGGCUAUACAGCCUGGCUGCCCCCCCGCACAAGAGGUGCUGCCGCACGGCCCAGAGCGUUCCGGGGACCGCUCCCAGAAGUUCCAGAGCGCUCUGGGAUCCACACUCCGCCCUC